AUGACGAACCUGAGGAGAGUACUAAAAGAAGAUAUUAAACAGAUGGUAGCUGCUGAGGUAAAAGAUGUUACCCAAACAUUAAGAGAUGAAUUUACAGCUACAACUGAUUUUCUUGGUGCUGAACAACAUGACUUAAAAGCGAGCAUUGCCGAGCAAGACAAAAAGAUUAAGCAACUUGAGAGUGAGAAAGUUAACCUGGUAUCGCAGGUAACCGUCCUUAGUAGCCGUCUUGCAUCUGUUGAGAACAUUUCACGCAGUCGCAACCUCGAAAUUCAGGCUGUUCCUGAGAGCAGAAGUGAAAAUGUCCUGUUGCUACUAAAGUCUCUGUGUCAGGUCAUCAAUAGCCCUAUUUUGGAAUCAGACAUCCAUGCGUGUCGCAGAGUUGCGAAAUUCAACACAUCGUCGGAGCGGCCUCGUAAUAUCCUGGUGACUCUCUCCUCGCCGCGUUUACGCGACAACCUGAUCUCCGCCGUGCACCGCUACAAUAAAUCACACCCGAACGACCUGCUGAACUCGAACCACCUGGGCUUGACGGGUGAGACGCGCAGGAUAUUCGUGUCGGAGCACCUUUCCCCUGAAGUCAAGCAACUGCACGCAGCCGCGAGGAAGCGGGCGACGGAGUUGGGUUUUAAAUACGUAUGGGUACGAUACAAUCGAGUUUACAUGAGGAAAGACGACGGUUCCAGUGCGCUACACGUCAAAAACAUGGACACGCUUGCAAAAUUAAGCUGA
This is a messenger RNA of Leguminivora glycinivorella, 732 nucleotides long. RefSeq lists its product as uncharacterized. The coding region runs from base 1 to 732 and encodes 243 amino acids. The transcript has a single exon. NCBI's taxonomy places the organism in Eukaryota, Metazoa, Arthropoda, Insecta, Lepidoptera, Tortricidae. The record is from RefSeq and is a predicted model, not a curated record.